Messenger RNA from Trichobilharzia regenti, 390 nucleotides. NCBI's taxonomy places the organism in Eukaryota, Metazoa, Platyhelminthes, Trematoda, Strigeidida, Schistosomatidae. The record is from the annotation of a GenBank genome assembly.
AUGUCGCCCGAGGCCAAGGUUUUCACUCUUGAAGAAGUCAGAAAACAUAAUAGAGCGGACGAUCUUUGGGUCAUAAUACAUGACAAAGUAUAUGACCUGACGAAAUUCGCGUCUGAGCAUCCAGGGGGUGAGGUCGUGUUAGAAGAACAAGCAGGUAACUAUGCUACCGAGCCAUUCGAAGAUGUUGGACACUCAUCAGAUGCUCGUGAAAUCAUGGAGCAGUAUUACAUAGGCGAUAUAGCACCUGCAGAUCGUGAACGUAAAAGCAAAUUUACUUCGUCUUUCACUAUGAAGAAGUCAGACAGUUUUAGCAUUACUGCUUGGACUGGAUUACUUAUUCCGGUUGGUGUGUUGGUAGCAGCAAUCAUUGUGUAUAAAUUUUUGAUGUGA